This is a messenger RNA of Drosophila sulfurigaster albostrigata, 2462 nucleotides long. RefSeq names its product nose resistant to fluoxetine protein 6-like. Lineage: Eukaryota; Metazoa; Arthropoda; Insecta; Diptera; Drosophilidae. Gene Ontology annotation, molecular function: acyltransferase activity, transferring groups other than amino-acyl groups. The record is from RefSeq and is a predicted model, not a curated record.
AUUUGUCAUUCACAAUUUUACAUCGCCAUGGAUAAGUUCAAAAUCAUAGUUAUAGGAACUCUACUAUUUUGUGGACUAACACAAGUUUGUUGCUAUCAAUUUGAGCCAAGUGGAUCAAGUGUGAGCAAUGAGGAAUACCAAAGGCUAAUGGAGUUGCGUCCUUUUGCUGUCCAGCUCAUACAGCAAUUUGGAAAUAUCACACAAACUGACUUGGAUUUGCGACUUGACAACCGACUUCCCAGUCAGCAGGACCUGCUGUGUCUGGCUGACAUGGCCCAGCUGAAGGGAUUAUCCUCUCGCAGCUAUUGGGCACUCAGAAUGAUUGAUUCGUGGGGAUCGAUUCCAUCUGGAAUACUCUAUGGAAAUUUCUUUGACAUGGGCAACUACGAUGAGUGCAUCAAAACCUAUAAAGCGAUAACAGAUAGUCAUAGCAUAAGAGGGAAAUACUGCUUUGCCAAGAUUUCCUUCCGUGCGACUCUCAAGAUUGCAGUUUGCUUUCCCUCCUCAUGUUCAGCAGAUUUAAUGGAUACCUUUAUAGGGCAAAUUGCAAACAGGUUACUCAAUGUGACUAUAACCAAAAAUAUUGUGGAUGAAGCAACCUGUUCAACGGCUGAAAAGGAACCCUUUGAUGCAGUCACUAUAUUAAUCAUUGUAAUACUGUCAGUUCUGGCUGCUGCUAUGAUUUUAGCCACGCUUUGCGACUAUUUCCUUUGCAGAGAUCAGAGUAAGCUCCCAAUAAUUAUUAAAGCUUUCUCUGCCCGUGCCAAUUCUCGGGCACUCUUUCGUCUCGUCGAACCCAAAUCGAAUCCCAACGUCAUCGAUUGUCUUCAUGGCAUGCGUUGCAUGUCGCUUAUUUGGGUUAUAUUUGGUCAUCAAUAUCUUAUAUCAAUUGCUACUCCCAAAACUAAUUAUGUGAGCCUUAAUAGUUGGUUUCAGACAUUUUUCGCCAACUUUAUAUUACAUGGUUUCUUCUCCGUGGAUACAUUCUUUUUCCUCAGUGGUUUGUUAUUGGUAAUGAUUGCUCUACGGUCCCUGGAAAAAACGAAAGGGAAAAUGAAUAUUCCAAUGAUGUAUUUGCAUCGCUAUUUGCGCCUUACUCCGGUCUUGGGUGUCGCCAUUCCCAUGUACAUGAAACUGCUCCCUUUGAUGAGUGACGGUCCUGUGACUGACAGAAUUAGUUUUGGUGACUUCGACGUUUGCAAACGCACUUGGUACUUGUCAUUACUGUAUGUUCAGAACUAUGCAACUGAAGACAUGUGCCUGGAUCACACCUGGUACCUGGCUGUAGAUAUGCAACUGUAUAUUCUAUCACCAAUAUUCCUUAUCGCUUUAUACAAGUGGGGCAAGAAAGCCGCUGGGGGAAUCUUUGUUUUCAUGCUUCUACUAUCUGGUUGCCUCUUUGCCACAAUGAUGACUAAUAAGUACCAGUUUUACUUAGAAAUGGGAACCAUGAGUGGAGAGGCUCUAACCAAAGUCUACCAUGCUACACACACACAUGCAGCACCUUGGUUAAUCGGACUACUUUGUGGAUAUUUCCUGCAUUUGAAUCGCAACCGGACUUUUAAGCUCAAUCACAUUGUAAUUUGGCUAGGAUGGAUUGUCAGUCUGGCCUUGAUGUUUACCUCAAUAUUUGCACUAUAUCCAGCUACUCAGUCGGGAGCAGCAGCUUUGACCACGCUGGAACAGUCCUUCUACUAUACACUGACUCGAAUCGCGUGGCCCCUUUCCUUGUGCUGGGUGGUAUUUGCCUGUAUGAAAGGAUAUGGAGGAUUGGCUGACAGUUUCCUCUCCUCACCGUUAUGGCAACCACUCUCAAGACUUUCCUACUCUGCCUAUAUCUUUCAUGUCUACAUAGAGCUGGUGAAUGAUAAACGAGUGCGAUCGACAAGUUAUUUAUCGAACUACGAUAUGAUGUUAUCCUUUUGGGGGUCAUUCGGCUUUACUGUGCUGAUGGCUUACGUCAUGUACAUCAUUUUGGAAGGACCCUUUGGUGUACUUGAAGGCAGUUUGAUGCCAAAAUCAAAGUCUAAGCCAAAGCCAGUGAACGUCAAAAAGUUGCCAGUUGCAGAAAUACCAAGAAACACUGCAAACGAGGUCGAGAAGGCGACGCCAACUCCGCUUUAUGAAGAGGGUGCUACUAAACUCUAAUCGAAAAAGUCCCCAUAAGUGAAACCGACCUUGUCUUAAAAAAGAUUAGUUAGAAUAUUUAAAACAUAUCAAGUACUAGACAGCUGAAGUGGCCGAAGAUUGGCCAAAAAUCAAAAUACUCAAUAAAAGCUAAUAAAAGAUAAUUAUACAACUUGAGAACGCCACCUGUUCCACAUUAUCUUCGUGAGAUAGCGUAUAGCAAAUGGUUGAUAGGCGCUACUACGAUUAUUUUGUUAAAAAAAAUAUUACUACGAAAGCGAAAGAGCUAAGCCUUAACAAUACAACUAUUUUGAAAAUGACAAAUCGGAAUAAAU